AAGCGACUCCUCGUGAGUCCUUCAGUUCCCCUCCGUAAUGAUCGGCUUCAAAAUUUAGUUCUCUGCUAUGGAAAGAAAGCCCGAUUAGUAUUCUCAGUGAUUUGUCCACCAUUUAUCACGAAUGUGCAGAGCAAUUUCAACAAAACUUGUCCUUUGGUGAGCGUUUGUCGAUGGGACAAGUGCUCAAGAAAGUGAAAGAAAACGGUGAAGGUAACGAGGAUGAUCACACCGAAGGCUUUCCAGAUCUUGCUAGCUGGCCACCAGAGCUGAGCCUUGCAGUGCUGUCACACUUGAAUGCCACAGACCUCUGCUUGGCGGCGUGUGUGUGGACCCACCUUGCCCAAGAUGAAGUCCUCUGGCACAGUUUGUGCAUCAGCCAGUGGGGCUACACCAGCAUCUAUGGCAUGCCUAAGGAGCCUGGCUUCUCUUACCGGCGGCUAUACCUGCAGCUCGACGAGGGAACCAUCACAUUCAACGCAGACGCAGAGCUGGGAAUGCAAUACUUCAUUUCUCAGCGGCUCGUGAAAGAUGUCCCCAUUGAAAUUGCCAGGUUCCUGCACAAUACCAAGAGGCUCAACUCUCGCCAAACUCGGCUGUACUUGGAGUCAAGACGGCAGGUCCUGGAUCACCUGGUGGAGCUCCAAAACUUUGAAAACCAGCACUUGCCGGAGGCACUGCGGCGCUUCUUCCAAAGCCUACAGGCGCCCAACACACAGAACAGCUACCUCAGGACCCUGCUGGAGAAAUUCUCGCUGCGCUUCUGCAAGUGCAACCCUCACUUGGGCCUCAGCUCAGACAUGGUGUACAUCCUGUGCUUCUCACUCAUCAUGCUCUCAGUCGACCUAAGCAGUCCCCACAUCAAGAACAAGAUGUCCAAGCGCGAGUUCAUUAGAAAUGUUCGUCAGGCUGUGCACCGAGCAGAUGAUGAGCUUUAUGGACACCUGUACGAUGAUGUCUACCUACGCGGACACGUUGCCCCAAACUCCGAGGACUGAAGGCCGUCCAGUGACAAAAAUUUAGUUUUGUUAUCUCCUGCCUUUCCCUUACCCUUCUCAUGUGUCUUGAAAUUCACCUUCGGUCUCAUCAGUCUUAUUGUCUUUGUUGCCCAGUCUACCUAUGGCUGUGCUUGUGGUUGUGACACAUACCAGUAGCAUCGUUUCACAUUGUUUUUGGUAGUUAUGUGAUGGCCAUGAUUUUAGUGCAGGUGUUAAGUGCAUGUCAGUGUUUUGGUCUCAUCAGGUAGUGUUUGUGUCUAGGCCCACUGGCCAAGAUCAAAGUGUCGUGUCAACUGUAGUUCACCUGACACACCACCUAACCAACGCUUUUCUGCUCAGUACUCGCACAAAAUGCUCUGCAACUGGAACUAAUGCCAACCUCAUGCUUGCAUCAAGCAUUGUUAUGUGAACAUUCAUUUAAUGUACUAACAUUUUCUUGAACCAUAACUGUUAGUAGUCACAACUUGCAUUGCUCACCACAAGUACUUGCUCAGGUACUACUAGCAAAGCACCUGCCAAAAAAAAAAAAGCAUGUUGGGUUUUAAGUAAUAAGUUGGUUGUUUAGUGUGGCUGGCGCAAGGGUCUGUGAUCCAGUUUGUGGACAAAGGCAAUAUCUGCAAGAUACUACCCUAUAUUUACAAAUGCAGACACGCUUUCGAAGAAGAAAAAAAAAAAAACACCCUGGACUACUUUAGUGCUAACACAUAUGUGGUAUCUUCAGACACACAAACAUAGAGCAACUUUGUGGCCAAUUUGCUUCUAAACCAAUCAUAUUUGCCACAUGUCAGUCGCGGUUGAGCGCGCUUUUGCAGAUAGUGCAUGAAAGAGCUAGUCAUACUGCUGUAGUGAACUGAACUUGCUAGUCUAGAGCAGGUGCAUCUAUUAUUUAUUGGACAUUGUUCUCUCACAUGAAUAAAGCUUGUUCAUUGAA
Dermacentor silvarum is the source of this 1926-nucleotide messenger RNA. Its product is annotated as F-box only protein 8. NCBI's taxonomy places the organism in Eukaryota, Metazoa, Arthropoda, Arachnida, Ixodida, Ixodidae. Bases 171 to 995 code for a protein of 274 amino acids. Gene Ontology annotation, biological process: regulation of ARF protein signal transduction. The transcript has 7 exons. Gene Ontology annotation, molecular function: guanyl-nucleotide exchange factor activity; protein binding. The record is from RefSeq and is a predicted model, not a curated record.